UUCACACCCAUUAGAGUCUCACACAGGGCUCCUGAUCAAGAGGAGGAGAAAGCACACUGAGAGAGAGACCAGUAGACACAGACAGAGAUAGUGACCAUACAGAAAGAGGAGAAAGAGGAGAGAGACCCCAGUGCUGUGGUUGAUUCAUCGAGGCAGUAGAGGCAGGAUGUGGGUCCUCAUCUGGGCAGCUCUACUUCUCUCUCUGACAGAGAGAACCACAUGCAACAAACAGCCACAAACACCACCACCCUGGACCAUCACCUUCAGUCCAGCAGAGAUAACAGCAGAGAAGGGACUAUGUGCUGUUAUUUCAUGUACCUUCAGUCAUGCAGAGAACUUCAAUCCUACUGCAGCAAUAUGGUUUAAAUGCCCUAAAAAUGGCAAAUGUGAUCAGGAUGAAAACAUAAUUAUCCACUCUGAAACGCCCUCUAAAGCUCAGGAGGGUUACAGAAAGAGAGUGUCUCUACUGGAGACUGAUCUGACAAAGAAGAACUGUAGUGUAAUCAUCAACAACAUCAGAAAGAAUGAUGCUGGAGAGUAUCAGUUCAGACUGCUAAGUGCAUAUACAUACUCCAAGAAAGUGAAAAUCACAGUGAGAGCUCUGACCCAGAAGCCCUCAGUGUUGACUCCUCCUCUGACAGAGGGAGAACCAGCUACUCUGACCUGCACUGCCCCGAGGAUCUGCUCUGGAACUCCUCCUAACAUCACAUGGACAUGGAGAGGGACAGGAGACAACAUCACUGAGCUCAGAGACAAUACCACCAUACAGAAGAGAGAGGACCUGACCAGCGUCACAACAUCCCACUUCUCAACUUUGACCUUUACCCCCUCAGCUGAGCACCACAACAUGAAGGUUACGUGUCAAGUAACCUUUCAGAAAAAACAUCAAAUUGAAGAGACAGUAACUUUGAAUGUGACAUAUGUGAAAGACCCCCAAAUAACUGGAAAUAAAACAGUGAAGGAGGAUGGUACCCUGGAUCUGACCUGUAAUGUUGACAGUUACCCACCAUCUGACAUCACUUGGAGUAAGAACAGGACAAGUGCCCCACUUCAGAAUUACACUGAAAAUGCCACUCUCACCAUCUCCAAUGUGACAAGAGAACGUGCUGGGGAGUAUGUGUGUACAGCGCAACACCUCAACAGGACUAUGACAGCUUCCACUGUUGUCACUGUGAUGUACCAUCCUGUGAUUCUUCCUGGCUCUGGGUGUGUGGAUCAGGCAGAGGUCAUGACCUGUGUGUGUGUCAGUCAGGGGGUUCCCUUACCCCUCAUAGAGUGGCCACUGCUGGAGCUCAACACAGAGAAGUACAGCCUCACUACAUCAGUGUUCGGGUCCUCAAUGAACAGCACCAUCUGCCUGCCUGUUAUAAACCACACCAACAACACCAGUGUGGAGUGUGUCAGCAGAAAUACUGUGGGUGUAGUGAGAGGGAAGUUGCAGGAAACGCAAGAAGGAAGGAAACAGAGAGAUCUUUCUGAAGGAUGUGGGAAUGCAGUUCUCCCCUGGACCAUAGCUGGUGUGUCUCUCAGUGUGACUGUUGCCAUCCUCAUCUACCUGUCUUCAAAUGCUUACAUACGGAUGCAAGGUAUGAAUGGGAAGCCAAAAGAAGAGGCGAGCACCUACAUCUCAUUGGAUAAAAAAGACAUGACUCAGGAAGAGUAUGAGGUCAUGGCCAGGCGUCCAAGAUGAUUGAGUACCUGUUCUUCCCCCCCACUCCUAAGCUUAUGCUGAGAUCAUUUUCAUGUGAAAUAAUUCACACUUUUCUUCUUAGUAAAGUUUCAGAUUUGUAUGCAUUAAAUGAAAAAGUUAAGAUGCAUAAUUUUUUAUCAUAAAAAUUAUUUUGAAUUUCAUGGAAAAGCGCACAAGUACUGUAUGAUAAGUGAAUGAAAAAGUCCAUACGUUUUUCUAUUUUUACUUUAGAUAAACUAUGUGAAUAAAAUAUGGAGAUAUUAUGAUUCUAUGCACUCCGCACUACCGUCCUGAAACUGUACAUUUGCUCAUUGCACUCUGUACAUUGCUGUAGAUUCCUGUAGAUUCCUUCACCUGCCAAUUUGCACUCUGCCACUGGGGCAUUCUCUGACUUCAAUGUAUAUAUUUCCAUUCCAUAUUGUGGUGAAAAAAAGAUGUGUGAUGUAGUUACUGUAAACAAUGGAGAGGUAGCUUAAGAUUAACUGUUAAUUAAGUAA
Molecule: messenger RNA, 2187 nt
Organism: Coregonus clupeaformis (lake whitefish)
Lineage: Eukaryota; Metazoa; Chordata; Actinopteri; Salmoniformes; Salmonidae
Product: sialic acid-binding Ig-like lectin 14
Exons: 8
Coding region: 167-1690 (507 amino acids)
Source: RefSeq, a predicted model, not a curated record